Molecule: messenger RNA, 1612 nt
Organism: Amphibalanus amphitrite
Lineage: Eukaryota; Metazoa; Arthropoda; Thecostraca; Balanomorpha; Balanidae
Product: deoxyhypusine hydroxylase-like
Exons: 7
Coding region: 454-1416 (320 amino acids)
Biological process (GO): peptidyl-hypusine biosynthetic process
Molecular function (GO): deoxyhypusine monooxygenase activity
Source: RefSeq, a predicted model, not a curated record
GAAUAUAGGUAUUUGGCAUCGAGAGUUCAUCGAGAUGAGAAAAGUUAAUGAAAGUUAAAAUAGCAAGUUUUGCCGUCAUGCAUGCAAGAUAGGCACGUUUUUAAUACUAAGGAAUUCAAAAACCUUUCAUCUGUUUUCCAACUUUUCAUUACGUCAUUACAUUUCUAAAACAAUAAAUUGGAUGUCUUCCGUCAUCGUGAUCGUCCGUAUUCGCCGCGGGGAUUCCCUUUUACAUGGGUGGUGUCCUUUGUUCUCAGGAUGUUGCUAAGGGCUGAUGCAACCUCAGACUUUAUUCUACAACUUAAAUGGUUCAAGAGUAUGCUGCUGGUAACGUGCAAGGCAUGAAACAUCUUUGAUAGGAGUUAUAUAACAACUGACACAGAGUACAGACUGUCUGAGAUCGGACGAUGGUGAAAACAGGGCGCGUGGGGCGAUUUAAUCAAGACCCUCACAAUGAAGAUCGACGAGGUGCCCUCAGCGGGCAGCGCGCCCGCGGCCCCGCUGGCCACCCCAGAGCAGCUGCGCGCCAUCGGCGCCGUGCUGCGCGACCCGGCCCGGCCGCUCAAGGAGCGGUUCCGCGCGCUCUUCACGCUGCGCAACCUGCCGGGCGCGCAGUCGGUGCAGCUCAUCAGCGAGGCCUUCUCGGACGAGUCGGCGCUGCUGAAACACGAGCUGGCCUACUGCCUGGGCCAGAUGGGCGACCGGGCCGCGCUGCCCGUGCUCACCACCGUCCUGGAGAACACCGCCGAGAACCCCAUGGUCCGACACGAGGCCGGCGAGGCGAUGGGCGCCAUCGGUGACCCCUCCGCGCUGCCGGUGCUGACGCGCCUGUGCUCGGACCCCACUCCGGAGGUGGCCGAGACCUGUCAGCUGGCCGUCCGGCGGAUAAAGUGGCUCCAGGACGAACAGAGCCGCAAGGAGCGUCUCAGUGAGAACCCGUACGCGUCCGUGGACCCGGCGCCUCCUGCCGACGAGCCGAGCCAGCUGAGCUGCGCCCAGCUGCGCGCCACUUUGCUCGACGACAGCGUGCCGCUGUUCGAGCGUUACCGCGCCAUGUUCACGCUGAGGAACCGCGGCGACGCCGAGAGCGUCACAGCCCUGGCCGACGGUCUGCGGUGCGGCAGCGCCCUGUUCCGACACGAGAUAGCCUACGUGCUGGGUCAGGUGGCGCACCCGGCCGCCACCAAACAGCUCGAGACCAGCCUGCGAGACCAGCACGAGAGCGACAUGGUUCGUCACGAGUGCGCCGAGGCGCUGGGCGCCAUCGGCACGCCCGAGUGUCUGCAGCUGCUCUCGGAGUACGGCGGCGACCAGGCGCGCGUCGUCCGCGAGUCGGUCGAGGUGGCGCUGGACAUGUGCGAGUACGAGCAGAGCGCCGCCUUCCAGUACGCCGACGGCCUGACGACGAGCAGCUGACGACCGCCGGCCGUCACCGCCGUAUCGACCGUCCUGUGAUGCUACUGGAAAGGACUCUGUCCGGUGAUCUAUCACUUGCGCAGAUGUAACUGUCCGGUGAUCAUGUAUCGUUCGUGACGUCACCUAUAAACGCGAACAUUAUCCAGUCAUGUCAUCUUCGGACUGUGUCCUGUCAUGUCAUAAACGCCGACAGCUA